Messenger RNA from Daphnia pulicaria, 3006 nucleotides. It is a transcript of the gene l(3)80Fg, whose product is annotated as dnaJ homolog subfamily C member 16-like. The record is from RefSeq and is a predicted model, not a curated record. NCBI's taxonomy places the organism in Eukaryota, Metazoa, Arthropoda, Branchiopoda, Diplostraca, Daphniidae. Bases 128 to 2563 code for a protein of 811 amino acids. The transcript has 15 exons.
UUGUAGGCUAUUCAUUUUGUAUGGAUGCAGUUCAGUUUGUAGUGUUACUCUAGCCUAAGGGCCUCAUCCCUUGAAAAAAAAAAAACAUUAAUAAGUUGAUAAUUUGAUCAACGCAAUCAAAUCUGAAAUGUUUUCCUUCAAGACCCUUGUGACUAUUUUUUUCAUUAGUGUUUUUGUGAUUGCGGUUCGCUGCUGGGACCCAUACGAUGUGUUAGGUCUGAAAAGAGGAGCAUCAACUUCAGAUAUCCGCAGAGCAUACAAACAACAUGCGAGAGAAUGGCAUCCAGAUAAAAAUAAAAAUGAAAAUGCAGAAUCAAAGUUUGUGGAGAUUAAUAAAGCAUAUGAGUUAUUGUCAGAUCCUGCCCGAAGGAAACUUUUUGAUCAAAAAGGAGUUGUUGAUGAUAGUCUGAACAGGAACAUGAACAACCCUAAUACUGGCUUUGGAGAUAGAGGAUCAUUUUUCUCAGAACAUGGUGGAUUUAGAUUUCAGUUUAAAAUGUCUGAAAUGACUGCAUUUCAUCAGCAUAGAAUUACUAUGAGGGGUUAUGAAAAUCUAAUUUCCCCACAAAGUCAGAAUCAACCUUACUUGAUUUUUGUCUAUUCUGAAUGGUGUCUGAUGUGUGUUCAUGUGUUGCCCAUGUGGCAACGAUUGGUAGAAGAUUUGAAUCCAAUUGGAAUAAACUUAGCUACAGUUCACUUUGACCAAGAAACCGAGUUAGCUCAUAAACUUGGAGGGAAAAGAGGAGAACUUCCACACAUUGUGCUGGUGAUGGAAUCCAGAAUUUCAUGCUACAAGGAUGACGAAUUUAGCACUGUCAAAGUUAUAGAAUUUAUCAGGAGCCGGUUUUCACGUAAUCUGAUAACCGCAAUUAAUGACCAGAAUUCAGAACAGUUUUUAAGUGGAUGGAAAGAUAACAAAGUCCGUGUGCUGCUAUUUGGAAAAUUGGAACUAGUCCGUCUACGUUACUUGACUUUGGCUUUCAAGUAUAGAUCUCAUGCCGUUUUUGGUUACGCGCAGUUAAACAUAGAGGCAACACAAACUCUUUCCGAAAAGUUUGAUAUCCCUUCAAAAUUAGAUUCUCUCUUUCUGUUUCAUGAAGACCGUGACAAACCGGCUGCCCGAUUAAGUAUGGCGGAUUUACCUUACUCAACAUUAAAAGACGUGAUCGAAACCAACAAAUAUCUCCAGUUGCCAAGACUUUCUUCUCAAAAUAUGCUCGAUUCACUCUGCCCUCCCGAGAGUUCAAAUGUCCGCCGACGCCUCUGUGCCAUUCUUGUGACAGACGAUCGAGAAGAGGAUGAAGAAGCGCGAGAACAACUUCGACAGUUUACUCGCCAGUUUAAAUUCAGCCGUGAUCGAAUUGCCUUCAGUUAUGUUUUUAGGGAAAAACAAACGGAAUUCCUUCGCGCACUACUAGAAGAUGGGAAAUCUCCGACUGAGACAACUACUCAUGUAGUUAUUGUUUGGCGUCAAGAUAUUCGACGUCUAAGCUAUAGUUGGCUUUCGCAACCUUUUGUUUCCGGGGUAGACAAUUGGAACUCUAGCAUUGAAUACCUUCAUCGUACUUUAACUAAAAUCAUGGGAACUGCACAACCGUUAGCACAUCAAACAGUUGUGAAGGAACUCGUUGAUGAACAUGCUCAAGGUAUUUUUGGUCGAAUCACUGCACGCCUUGUGACAGCGGCUGAAGUUCUCGGAGAUCAUAUCACUCGUCAAGAACUUCUUGCUGUCGGCUCAGUUGUUGGAACAGUUCUCUUUAUCGCGGCAGUAGGAUACGUCAUGACUUACCUUGUGCGUUUAGAAGAAGAAACAAUUCAAAAGAAAAACAAAGGGGUAAUUCAAACCCCUCGACAAACUAAAACGGAAUUAAAACUCCAUGAACUGCGUUCUGAAACGUACAACGGAAUGGUUAGACUGCUGAAACCUGGCUGUCGCACUAUUGUUUUGUUGUUAAAUAACCAAUCAAUGGACAUCUUAAUUCCAAAAUUUCACAAAGCAGUUUGGCCUUAUCGAAAAAAUAAAAGCUUAUUGUUCGGUUGGAUGAAUAUCGACCGUGGCCUACAGUGGUACAGCCGACUGCUAAAUUUAGCUUUGAAGAACGUCGAAGAGGAUGAAGGAACUGACAUUACGCUAGAUUCAAAUCUUGUCAAGUCGAAAAACUGCGUCGGUACUGUUAUUUCUCUAAACGGACACAGACGAUACUUCUGUAUCUAUCACGCUCGUCAUCCAGAAUGUAUUUCUGAUAGUGGUGGAAAGAGGAUGCAAAGCAUGGCUCGACGUUUAACAAAAUCAAACCAUUCUAUAAAUGAUCCCAGUGGGGCGUUUAUGGGGUUUGAUGAUACGUCAUUAGAAGAUUCAGAUAAUUCAGAUGUCGAAAAGGGUGAUUGCAUGAAAUCACUUGAUGAUGAGCAACCCUUGAUAACAAACGGAUUGGGAUUGCAAAGUCAACGAGCUUCUACAGAAUUUGUUUUAGACGGACUCUCUAAUUGGUUAGAUCGUCUUUUUGAAGGCACAACCCAACGCUAUAGUAUCAAUUAUUGGCCCGAAUUCGGAAAUUUCUAAAUUAUUUUAGUUAAAAGUCAUUUGGUGUUUUAUUUGCUUGUCCUCCUAGUCAAUAAUAUUACAAAUGUAUUGUAUUGAAUCUUUUCCUUUUACCAUUUUUGCCACAACACAUUUUCCUUACUAAUUGCAUUUCUAAUCACAUUACAUUAAUACAGGUUGAAUCAGGAACUACAACACCAUGUAUUUUCCAUGAUGAAACUAAUCAAUAAAUCUGUGAGAAAAUUAAACAAGAAUUUCAGAAGAUGAAUCCUUUACAUUAGCUGUUGUCCCCAUAACCUAUACAGGAAAUUUGUUUAUAGCUGAUGUGCAUUAAGAUCUGCAUUAAGAUUUUGUACCUUGAUUUGAUCAGCCCUAACCAUAAAAGGGACAUUCAACUUGUAUUGGCAGUUAGAAGCACCCAUUCCUGCUCCAACUCCAACUCCAAAAACAACAGGCCAUGAUUU